Molecule: messenger RNA, 801 nt
Organism: Spodoptera exigua (beet armyworm)
Lineage: Eukaryota; Metazoa; Arthropoda; Insecta; Lepidoptera; Noctuidae
Source: the annotation of a GenBank genome assembly
AUGAAUAUUGUAAUGUUGCCACAGAGAAGUGGAAAGAACAUAAUAUGCAGCAAUGUGUCGGAACUCAAGUUGUUGAACGAGACACUGCACAAGGAGAAUAUCGCUAAGGAAAGAGAGAUAAGGCAACUGAAUAAGGAUGCUCAAGCGUACGAGCAGACCAUCAUGAACCUUAGGAAGGAGAUGUCAAACUGCAAGUAUCACACGCCGUGUUACAAAUGUUUCGCUGUGUUUCCUGUUCGUAGAGAGGUGUCGAAGAAGGAUGCUGAGGUGAUGGCUGGCAUGUGUUGCACGGGGUCUGAGUGUGGCGAGUGGGAACCGGUGAAAGACUUCAGUGAGCUGCUGCGGCACGAGACCCUCAAGUACCAGGAGCGCAUACAGAAGAUGGAGUCGAACCUCAAGACGAGCAGCGAAAACAUCCGCGAGUUGCGCAGGGUGAACGUUUCGCUGUCGGAGGAGAUGCAGGCCAUGCGGCGGCUGUGCGCGGCGCUGGACGAGCAGUGCCGGGACGCCAACAUGCGCGCGCUCUUCAAGGACGACAUCAUCAAGGAGAUGCGGCGACAGCUCAAGCUGGCCAAGGCCAAGAUAAAGGACAACUCGGAAGUGACGAGCCUGAAGUCCAAAGACUACGUGAGCGGCGACGGUGAAUGUCCGCACGGGUCGUCGGAGUCGCACGAGUCGGCCCCGCCGGCGUGCGCGCGCGCCCAGCCACGCCGGCGGCGGGACGUGCCGCCACGCCCGCACGACUGCCGCGCCACCCCCAGCCACGCCAGCGGCAACGACGAAUCUCCCAAUAUCGCAUAA